AUGUGUUUCCGUGGCAGAGUAAAGAAAUAUUGCAUGCAGUGUACUGAUGAUGUCGGACCGACUGAUCCACGACACCUACCGAUCGAGACCGUGAGAUGCCAUGCAUACAUGUACGGUGAUCGGAGUCGAUGCCCAGGAGUUAUCGAAACCGAUCAGACCCUAAGCACGGAUGAAGGUAUCAUCUGUCAACGCUGUAGGGAGACGAUCGUCCGCAAUGCAGAGCGUGCAGGCCGCGAGAACCGGGAGCGUGAAGCAGGAGUCACUGCGAAUAAGAUGCUGAUCGACCCGCAGCGUAUCGAUCAAGCCGCUCCAAUGGAACGAAUGGCCAUCAUAGAUCGAAUGGCCACCACGGACGGCACGGCGGUGGAGGCUCCGGUGGCGGCCACCAUGGAGGAAGUGGUACCAACGGCCAUACGUCCAACGGAACAAACGGUCAUCAUGGGUCAAACGGGUCGCACGGUCAUCACAGAUCGGAUGGAUCGCGCCACCACAGAUACAACGGCUAUCAUUGAAGGAUGUGGUCGGAGCUAUCCGAGACUCGAAGUUGUGACUGACGCAACGAUUGAAGGCUGCUCCUUGGUCGACGGCCGUGAGCUUUGCAGUGCGAGGUAG
This is a messenger RNA of Exophiala viscosa, 612 nucleotides long. RefSeq lists its product as uncharacterized. The coding region runs from base 1 to 612 and encodes 203 amino acids. The transcript is spliced from 2 exons. The record is from RefSeq and is a predicted model, not a curated record. Lineage: Eukaryota; Fungi; Ascomycota; Eurotiomycetes; Chaetothyriales; Herpotrichiellaceae.